CACAGAAGGGAAGGGUCAGGUCUACAGAGAUCUUAUGAUGCCCUUCACUAAACUAGUUCCACAUCUAACGUAAGAACUCGUAGCCACCGCUUUUCUCCUGAUCUGACUGGAAGGCUUCAGAGAUCCCUUCAAAAAAGGGAGAGAAGCAGGCCAAGAGAAUAACAAACGGAGACAGGCAGAAACAAACAGGAGUUGCCAGUGACAAGGAGGGAAAGAGAGAAAGCAAAAACCUGAAAAGCAGAGAAGGAUAAACCCAGAGGAGGGCAGAAGGAGGCAGAGCAGGAAGAAGGGAUUGGAUUCAACACACAAGAAACCUGCCCCUUCUCCUGGUCAGUGGACUGGUGAGGAUGAACUGAAACAAGAAGACAUCAAGCAGCUUGAAACAUCAAGAGGCCACAGAACCACCCUACGGGCAUGCACAGCCCAGUCAUGAUCUACUUUGUUUUAGGGUGUUUCUUAUGGUUCCCCCAAGUGAGAGGUGAGGAAGGCUGUCUCAACACUGAACUCUGUUCAGGUACAGAGUGGGACCGUUUGUGGUAUAUCUGGCUGGUGGUGGCAAUUGGUGGGCUGCUGCUCCUGUGUGGCCUGGUUUCUGUCUGUGUGAGAUGCUGUUUUCACUGCCAUCAGACAGGGGAGGAAUCAGGUCCUCAGCCCUAUGAGGUCACCGUCAUUGCUUUUGAUCAUGACAGCACCCUCCAGAGCACCAUUACCUCUCUCCAUUCCGUGUUUGGGCCUGCUGCCAGGAGGAUAUUAGCAGUGGCACACUCCCAUAAUGCUGCGCAGGGAACGCCACCCCUCUCCGCAUCAGACACUCCUCCAGUCUAUGAAGAAGCUCUGCAUAUGAGCAGAUUCACAGUUGCCAAGGCGGGACAGAAAGUGCCAGACCUGGAUCCAGUGCCAGAGGAAAAACUGCAGGCAUCUGCCGAGGGCAAGGAUGCCCAGCCAGCCCUCCCAGGACACUAGUGCUUGUUUUUAAUGAAUGGCAAAUAAUACAUAAUAGUUACGUGCAGAGACUAAUUCUUCUGGGCAGGGUUAGGAAUAUUAGAUUAAAUUCUUUAGUCUAAUGAGAAAGGGGGAAAAGAGACUAAACUUCCAAAUAUUUUCAGAUCCAGUAUAUUUUGAUGGCUCCUUUUGACACCUCCUUGAGAUAAUUUGCCAUUGGCAUUCUCCAUGUCCAUUUAUUACAUACACACAUCAGCAGUAUCACAGUUUGCCCAAAUAAGCAGGCUGCAGGAUCUAGGUGCUGAGCUACUUUGCAGGCUGGUGACCUGCAGGGAGAUUGCAGAUGCAGGUGCUGUCUCAUUCUGCUUCCCUCCAGCCUAAGUUUACCAGGUAAGGCAGAAAGGUUUUUAUAACAGGGAAAACAAAGACAUGUGAGAAGCUCUUAAUACCAAAUAAUAAAACCAAACUUCUGGAAAGUGCCAACCAUUUAUAGUAAAUUGAAAAAAAAAAAAAAAGGACCCAUUUAGGAACACAAUCUGCGUGUAAACAAAAGACGGAAUACAUUGGUAGUAUGUGCAGUGUAGUCCCCUAAAUGCCCCACAGGAUACAUAGAAUGAACAGAAUACAGUCUGGUUCUGGAUAUGAUAUAUAUCAAUUCUGAAAUAGUGGUCACAAGCUCUUAUAUUUGAAUUAAAAAAAUAUGUGUGCAAAACCAGAUCAAACAAGGGGAGGAGCAGGAACACUACCUCUGAAAUAAAGCUCAAUCAUAUUUUAGUUACAUUCACAUUGUAUCAUUCAUUAAUUAUUCUUACUGUUGCUGUCAAAAGCAGAUCAAACUAAAUAAGACCAUUUAAAACAUAUAAGCCGUUUCUCAGACGGAAAUAAUUUGUGAGUGUUUCCUGAUCAGUACAAAUAUGUUGAAUCAUCCAGAGAUAUUGAUCAAAUUGUUUGGAUGAACAUAGGUAUGGACCAUCUGCAAAAUGUUUUCUUGGACUAGGUACUCAUGAGAAGGUGGCUGUUGAAUUACAUCAGUAUUGUCUCUACUCCACAUUCAACAACUGAAAACAUGAAAGCAGAAGGAUAUCAAAUAUCAAAUUAUAAGUAGCCAUGAAUCAAUCACAUGUAUAUUAAUGUUAAUGUUGAUAUGAAUUCACAGGUCACAGCUAUCACAUCGUUCUGAAGUGCCUGCAUAGCCCUUCCUACUGCAGUACCCAAAUUCUCACAGUGCCUGAUAUGCUGAUCUUCACAAUGCUCCUGUGAAAUACAUAAGAAUAUGGUUAUUUUGUAGAUAAGGAAAAGAAGGACUAGGUCCCCAAAAGUGUUUAGGAACCUAACUGCUGUUGAGAUUACAGCCACGGAGAAUUUUAGAGGUUGAUAAGAUAGCUUCAAGGCUAGCAUAAAACAGAACUGAACAACCAAAACACCUUUGAUGAUGUCCCGGUCCUUGCUUAGUCACAGGAAUUUUGCAUCCAAGGGAAUUUAAUAAGGGCCUUGACUUCCUAGGUCACAAACUUGUUCCUGAAUUGCCUAGUCAUUACCUAAUUGUACCACUAAUGUGUGAUAAACUGGAAUGGAAUAAAUAAAUUACGUAUAAGGCUA
Messenger RNA from Phalacrocorax carbo (great cormorant), 2541 nucleotides. The record is from RefSeq and is a predicted model, not a curated record. Lineage: Eukaryota; Metazoa; Chordata; Aves; Suliformes; Phalacrocoracidae.